Molecule: messenger RNA, 2916 nt
Organism: Lotus japonicus
Lineage: Eukaryota; Viridiplantae; Streptophyta; Magnoliopsida; Fabales; Fabaceae
Exons: 7
Coding region: 1-2916 (971 amino acids)
Molecular function (GO): catalytic activity
Source: RefSeq, a predicted model, not a curated record
AUGGAGACAAAAUGGUAUACGACAGAGACAGCAAAUCAGAGGGGCAUGGGAGGGUUGACAAACAUUUUUCCAGUUCAAUGUGCGGGGCAUGGACAUUCUAGAGCGGGUGGCCUAUGCUUAUGGUGGAGACAAGAGCUCCAGGUGGACAUUUUGGAGGCUUCUCUUAAUCACAUUCUAUGUACUAUUUUGCAUCCUGAGGACAAGCAUCCGAUGACUGUUAUUUUUGUGUAUGGAUUUCCGGACGACCGGUUAAAAGAACAAACUUGGAAUUUUGUGACUCGUUUGCAUUCAGAUGUGUCACGCCCUUGUUUGGUUAUUGGUGACUUUAAUGAUAUUCUUUCUCCGAGAGAUAAGCUAGGAGGUGACCUCCCUGACUUGCGACAUCUCCAGAAGGUGACCCAAGUGUGUGCUCAGCUGGGUUUGCAUGAGGUAGAUUUCACAGGUUACCGUUACACGUGGUCAAAUAAACGUGUGGCUCCGAGAACUAUUCAGGAGCGGUUGGACUAUGCCCUAACAAAUGACGCUUGGGAUGCGCUUUGGCCGGUGACGGUGGUGUCCCAUCUUCCGAGGGCUCAGAAGGAAUCAAAGCGAGCUCAUAUGUUCCGCUUUGAGGAACUAUGGUUGAGAGAAGGGGAGGAGUGCAUGGAGAUUAUCACGGAGACUUGGUGCCGGGAUACAACAAAUGUUUUGGCAAAAUUCACAGAAAUUCAGAAUGAGCAGGUGAUUAAGGAAACUCAUGAGGCAGAAAAGGAGCUUGAGGCUCUCUUGGCGCAAGAAGAGCUUUGGUGGAGUCAGCGCUCUAGAGCUACUUGGCUUCAGAAAGGAGACAAAAACACAAGUUUCUUCCAUCAGAAAGCGUCCCAGAGAAGGAAGAGGAACAUGAUAGAGUUGAUCAAAGAUGACCGCGGGAGAGAGUUUGAGGACGAUAGAGAUAUUUCCAAUGUCCUUAUGGACUAUUUUAUGCAACUUUUUGCAACAUCACACCCAUCAGGAAUUGAGGAGGCCACUAAUCUGGUAUCGGGAAGGAUAACACAGGCUCACUUAGCUGUCUUAUCGGACCCUUUCACGAAGGAAGAGGUGGAGGCGGCUUUAUUUCAAAUGCACCCGACAAAGGCUCCAGGGAUUGAUGACUUUCCGGCUCUUUUCUAUAAAAAAAUUUGGGGCGUGAUUGGAGAUGAUGUAGCGCGGUUCUGCCUACAGAUUCUUCAGGGUCAAGCAUCACUAGGUAACAUCAAUCAUACUUUACUUGUUCUUAUUCCUAAGAUAAAAAAGGCGGAACAUGCAACCCAAUUUAGACCUAUCAGUUUAUGUAAUGUAAUUUUCAAAAUAGUGACAAAAACGAUUGCCAAUAGAUUGAAAUUAAUUUUGCCUGAUUUAAUUUGUGAAGCACAAAGUGCCUUUGUGCAUAAUAGGCUGAUAACAGAUAAUGCUCUUAUUGCCCAUGAGUGUUUUCACUACAUGAAGAAGGAAAUUACUGGCCGGAAUGACAUUAUGGCUCUGAAAUUAGACAUGGCGAAAGCCUAUGACCGAAUUGAAUGGUCCUUUUUGCGAUCCGUGAUGGAAAAGAUGGGGUUUCCACAGAAUUGGGUGAGUUUGAUUAUGAGAUGUGUCUCAACUGUUUCUUUUUCUAUUAUGCUUAAUGGUAACCCCGAAACUGUUUUCAGCCCAGGUCGUGGCUUACGGCAAGGGGACCCUUUAUCACCUUACUUAUUUAUUUUGUGUGGGGAGGUUUUUUCAGCUUUGGUUGAAAGAGCUGUCUUGUCUGCAAACCUGAGUGGUAUCCGUGUUGCCAGAGCGGCACCUGUUAUAUCUCAUUUACUCUUUGCAGACGAUAGCAUUGUGUUUGCUAGGGCAAAUGUGGAUGAGGCAAGAACUUUACAGGCUAUUGUAGCUACGUACGAGCGAGCUUCCGGACAAGUUAUCAACCUAGAUAAGUCCAUGCUCUUAGUAAGCCGAAAUGUGACUGAUAAUAUAUUUGAUGAGCUAAAACAACUAUUGAAUGUUAAGGCGGUCGAGAGCUAUGACAAAUAUCUGGGGUUGCCAACUGUUAUUGAUGGUAUUUGUGCAGAGAUAGACAGCAUGAUAUCCAGGUGGGCGUGGCGUAUAGGAGAUGGUUCAAAGGUUCAUGCUUGGACGGAUAAAUGGUUGCCAAAUGGUGUGCCACUCACUUACCGGCAUGAUGUGGUGGAUAGCCUUGGCAUUGUCAUGGUCUCAGAUUUGAUUGAUAAGGGCCCAAACAGGUGGAGAAGGGACGUGGUGGAGGAAGUUUUCCAUCCUACAACAGCAGCUUAUAUUCUAGCUCUCCCAUUGGGGGCGCACGGUGGUGAUGAUGUCCUUGCAUGGCCUCACACCACGACAGGGCAGUAUACAUCUAAGACGGGUUAUAAUUAUGUGUGCGGCUUGUUAGCCUUGGAGCAGCAUGAAUCCGAGGUGGUGGAGAUGUGUCAGUCUUUGGUGUACAGCAUUUGGGAUGUGAGGAAUAGGGUGAUUUUUCUGAGUGGGAGAUUGGUUGAUGGGGAUGUUAUUGAUCGGGCCUUGGGGCUAUUGGUACCAAUUUCUCCGGCGGUGCGUGAGGAGCGGGGAGGGACCAAAGCGGUGUGGAGGAGGCCACAGGGAAGGGUGAUUAAGCUAAACUUUGAUGCUUCAUUUGUGGAUGGUAUGGGAGCGGGAUUGGGGAUGGUUGCCCGCAACCGUCUUGGGGAGAUCAUGGCUGCUGCAACCUCCCAUCCGGUCCCAGUUCUUUCGUCUCUGUUGGCAGAAGCGAGCGGGUUGAGACGUUCUGGUAAUUCAGUUGCAGACUUUCUGGCUAAGAACGCUUCCACUUAUGCGGAUUGUGUAUGGGUGGAAGAGGCUCCUGAUGUCGUUUCUGGUUUGGUUGAUUUGGAUGUAAUUGCUUCUAGGCCGGUUGGCCCUUAA